Rosa chinensis is the source of this 2824-nucleotide messenger RNA. RefSeq names its product subtilisin-like protease SBT1.5. NCBI's taxonomy places the organism in Eukaryota, Viridiplantae, Streptophyta, Magnoliopsida, Rosales, Rosaceae. Gene Ontology annotation, molecular function: serine-type endopeptidase activity. The record is from RefSeq and is a predicted model, not a curated record. The coding region runs from base 183 to 2510 and encodes 775 amino acids. The transcript has a single exon. Gene Ontology annotation, biological process: proteolysis.
CCUUAAUGCACUAGUCUCAGAAUUUGAACUAUGGAGAUGGAGAAGAAGCCCAGCUAGUCAAGUCCACCACCCACCACUUUCACUCUAGCUUUAUUAAAGUUAAUAGUUUUUCAGUCCAUAAAAGUGAAUAACUUGCAGAGUGUACACCACCACCCACUCUAUCUUCCUCCCAAGUCUCACCAAUGUCUCUCUCUAUCUCCAUCCCUAUCUUCCUCUUCUUCUUCUUCUUCUUCUUCUUCUUAGCUUCAGCUUCUUCAGAUUCCAAGACCUUCAUAGUUCAAGUCCAACCUGAUUCCAAGCCCUCAGUUUUCCCAACCCAUAAACACUGGUAUGAGUCUUCACUGUCCUCAUUAUCUUCUGAACCCACACCGUUGAUACAUACUUACAACACAGUCUUCCAUGGCUUCUCUGCCAAGCUCUCUCCUUCCCAAGCCCAAAAGCUCCAGUCCUUGCCUCAUGUUUUGGCUCUCAUUCCCGAGCAAGUGCGUCGCCUCCACACCACUCGCUCGCCGGAGUUCCUCGGCCUCCGGUCCACUGACACUGCUGGGCUUCUCAAAGAAUCGGACUUUGGUUCGGAUCUCGUGAUCGGAGUUAUUGAUACCGGAGUUUGGCCCGAGAGGCAGAGCUUCAACGACCACGACCUUAGUCCGGUUCCGUCCAAAUGGAAGGGCCAGUGCGUCGCCGGAGAGAACUUUCUGGCUAGUUCGUGUAACCGCAAGCUCAUCGGAGCGAGGUACUUCUGCGGCGGGUACGAGUCCACCAACGGCAAGAUGAACCAGACUACGGAGUUUCGAUCUCCCAGAGACACUGACGGCCACGGCACUCACACCGCCUCGAUCGCCGCCGGCCGUUACGUCUUUCCGGCGUCUACUCUCGGCUAUGCUAAAGGCGUCGCCGCCGGCAUGGCUCCCAAGGCCCGGCUAGCAGCCUACAAGGUCUGCUGGAACGCCGGCUGUUACGACUCUGACAUUCUCGCCGCCUUCGACUCCGCCGUCGCCGACGGAUGCGACGUCGUCUCCCUCAGCGUCGGCGGGGUCGUUGUCCCCUACUACCUUGACGCCAUUGCCAUCGGAGCCUUUGGAGCCUCAGACGCCGGAGUAUUCGUCUCGGCCUCGGCUGGAAAUGGCGGCCCCGGUGGGCUCACGGUGACCAAUGUAGCUCCAUGGGUCACCACCGUCGGCGCCGGAACAAUCGACCGUGACUUCCCUGCUGAUGUUAAGCUUGGCAACGGCAGAAUCAUCCCCGGCAUGAGUGUUUAUGGCGGGCCGGGUCUCCCCCCGGGUCGGAUGUUCCCGUUAGUUUACGCCGGCAGCGAAGGCGGUGAUGGGUACUCCUCUUCUCUAUGCCUAGAAGGUUCUCUUGACCAAAGGCUGGUGAAGAACAAGAUAGUUGUUUGCGACAGAGGAAUCAAUUCAAGAGCUGCAAAAGGUGAGGUGGUGAAGAAAGCCGGAGGAGUUGGCAUGAUUCUUGCAAAUGGUGUCUUCGACGGUGAAGGACUAGUAGCCGACUGCCACGUCUUACCUGCCACCGCCGUCGCUGCUUCCACCGGUGACGAAAUAAGGCAGUACAUAACAGCUGCGUCCAAGUCCAAAUCACCACCAACAGCUACCAUUUUGUUCAAGGGUACUCGAAUCCGUGUCAAACCAGCACCGGUAGUUGCCUCAUUUUCGGCCCGUGGCCCCAACCCGGAAGCGCCGGAAAUACUGAAGCCGGAUGUGAUAGCACCUGGACUGAACAUACUUGCAGCUUGGCCGGAUAAAGUGGGGCCAUCAGGCAUUCCUUCGGAUAAGAGAACCACCGAGUUCAACAUUCUUUCGGGUACGUCAAUGGCUUGCCCACACGUUUCAGGUCUGGCCGCCUUGUUGAAGGCGGCCCACCCGGAAUGGAGUCCGGCUGCUAUUAGAUCGGCUCUAAUGACGACAGCCUACACCGUCGACAAUAGAGGCGAGACGAUGCUUGACGAGUCUAGUGGGAAUACUUCGACAGUUAUGGACUUUGGGGCUGGCCAUGUCCAUCCGCAAAAGGCAAUGGACCCUGGAUUGGUUUACGACAUAAGUUCAUCCGAUUAUGUCGAUUUCUUGUGUAAUUCCAAUUACACGACUAAGAACAUCCAGGUGAUCACUAGGAAAGUAGCAAAUUGCAAUGGGGCAAAGAGGGCAGGCCAUUCGGGGAAUCUGAAUUACCCAUCAUUGUCUGUGGUUUUCCAGCAAUACGGAAAGCGAAAGAUGUCUACGCAUUUUAUUCGGACGGUCACAAAUGUUGGGGACCCGAAAUCGGUUUAUCAGGUGACGAUCAGGCCACCCCGGGGAAUGUCGGUGACAGUGAAGCCGGAGAAGCUUGCGUUUAGGAGGGUGGGGCAGAAAUUGAGCUUCCUUGUGAGGGUUCAAGCUAGGGAAGUCAAGCUUUCUCCUGGAAGUAGUAGCAUGAAGAGUGGGUCUAUACUGUGGUCAGAUGGGAAACACACUGUGACUAGUCCUUUGGUUGUGACAAUGCAACAACCUCUAGUUUAGUUCAAUGGUGUUUGUGCUUGUGUGUGUGAGAAAUGGAGAGAGAAAUAGGGCUUUUGGGUUUUGGGUGUUAGGAAUUUUGCACUACUCUCCCUAAGAGGAAUUUUGCACUAUCCUUGUUACAGAAGGUUCAUAAGUCUCUAUGUCUAUGUAUGUAUAAUGAGAGUGUAUUUUCAAAGUUUUCCGAUGCAGAAAACUGGUGGGGGUGGGGUUGGUCUUGUAAUGCACAGUCAGAGGUGGGCAUAUCUGUGUUGUUAUUGUACCUUGUAAGAUUAAGAGAUGAAAAAGAUGGUUUUUUCUCUGUGUAAUUUACACUU